AUCUGCUCGUUCAUUGGCUGGUUCUCACAUAUCCCACAAUCCACCACUCACAACUUCCUUUUUCCUUUCGGCCAUUUUCCUUCCUUGUAGGGAAUUAGGCAGCCAUGGCCCCAAGCCGGAAUGGAAUGAUUUUGAACCCUCAUUUCCACAAAGACUGGCAGAAAAGAGUGCGCACCUGGUUCAACCAACCGGCCAGGAAGGAACGCAGGCGAAAGGCUCGGCAAGCCAAGGCCCGCCGUAUAGCUCCUCGUCCUGUUGCCGGACCACUGCGGCCACAGGUCAGGUGUCCCACAGUCAGGUACCACACCAAGGUUCGCGCCGGGCGUGGUUUCACUCUGGAGGAACUCAAGGCGGCCGGAAUCCACAAGAAGACAGCCCGCACUAUUGGCAUCUCUGUUGACUCUCGUCGUCGCAACAGAUCCACAGAGUCUCUUCAGGCUAAUGUGCAGCGUCUGAAGGAGUACCGCUCCAAACUCAUCCUGUUCCCCAGAAAGGCAUCUGCACCCAAGAAGGGUGACAGCUCAGAGGAGGAACUGAAGAUGGCCACCCAGCUCUCUGGUCCCAUCAUGCCCAUCAAAACUGUACACAAGAAAGAGAAGGCCCGUGUUAUCUCCGAGGAUGAGAAGAACUUCAAGGCAUUCGCCAGUCUGCGUAUGGCCCGGGCCAAUGCCCGUCUUUUUGGCAUUCGUGCUAAGCGAGCCAAAGAGGCAGCUGAGCAGGACGUGGAGAAGAAGAAGUGAAAAUGAUCAUUAUGGAACUUUGCAAAUAAAGUCUUUAAAAAAGAGCAAA
Molecule: messenger RNA, 789 nt
Organism: Nothobranchius furzeri (turquoise killifish)
Lineage: Eukaryota; Metazoa; Chordata; Actinopteri; Cyprinodontiformes; Nothobranchiidae
Gene: rpl13
Product: ribosomal protein L13
Biological process (GO): translation
Cellular component (GO): cytosolic large ribosomal subunit; ribosome
Molecular function (GO): structural constituent of ribosome; RNA binding
Source: RefSeq, a predicted model, not a curated record